Molecule: messenger RNA, 4668 nt
Organism: Tachysurus fulvidraco (yellow catfish)
Lineage: Eukaryota; Metazoa; Chordata; Actinopteri; Siluriformes; Bagridae
Gene: stk38a
Product: serine/threonine kinase 38a
Exons: 14
Coding region: 130-1533 (467 amino acids)
Biological process (GO): peptidyl-serine phosphorylation; intracellular signal transduction
Molecular function (GO): protein serine/threonine kinase activity; ATP binding
Source: RefSeq, a predicted model, not a curated record
AUGGCAUGGCGCACGUGCCAGACUCUUAUUUUGGAGACUCGCUCCUGAAGCAGCGACUCGGAAGAAGGAAAUAAUGAUCAGUGUCUACAAGUAGACUGCAAUCAGUCUGAGGUCGAGUAGAAGGUAACCAUGGCAAUGACUGGUCAGACGUCCUGUUCCUCCAUGAGCAACCACACCAAGGAGCGGGUCACGAUGGCCAAAGUGACCCUGGAGAACUUCUACAGCAACCUGAUCUCCCAGCACGAAGAGAGGGAGAUGAGGCAGCAGAAGCUGGAGAAGGUGAUGGAUCAGGAGGGACUUGCUGAUGAAGAGAAGCGUAUUCGGCGUUCUCAGCAUGCAAGGAAGGAGACCGAGUUUCUGCGACUGAAACGAACCCGUCUUGGAUUGGAUGACUUCGAGUCACUCAAGGUGAUCGGCCGUGGAGCUUUCGGAGAAGUCCGUCUAGUUCAGAAGAAAGACACAGGCCACGUGUAUGCCAUGAAGAUCUUGCGCAAAGCUGACAUGCUUGAGAAGGAACAGGUUGGUCAUAUACGUGCUGAAAGAGACAUCCUGGUGGAGGCAGACAGUCAGUGGGUAGUGAAGAUGUUCUAUAGUUUUCAGGACAAGAUGAACCUGUACCUCAUAAUGGAGUUCCUACCUGGAGGUGAUAUGAUGACUCUGCUGAUGAAAAAGGAUACUCUGACCGAGGAGGCUACGCAGUUUUACAUCGCUGAGACGGUGCUAGCCAUCGACUCCAUCCACCAGCUGGGUUUCAUCCACAGAGAUAUUAAACCUGACAACCUGCUACUGGAUUCAAAGGGCCACGUGAAGCUGUCAGAUUUUGGCUUGUGUACGGGGCUUAAAAAGGCUCACAGGACAGAAUUCUACAGAAACCUCAACCACAGCCUGCCCAACGACUUUACAUUCCAAAACAUGAACUCAAAAAGAAAAGCAGAGACGUGGAAGAGAAACCGGAGACAGCUGGCUUUCUCCACUGUUGGAACCCCUGACUACAUCGCUCCAGAAGUGUUUCUGCAGAACGGAUACAAUAAACUCUGUGACUGGUGGAGCCUCGGGGUCAUCAUGUACGAGAUGCUUAUAGGUUACCCCCCCUUCUGUUCAGAGACUCCUCAGGAGACAUACAGGAAGGUGAUGAAUUGGCGGGAGACGCUGACUUUCCCCCCGGAAGUUCCUAUUUCAGAGAAGGCAAAGGAUCUUAUUCUCAGGUUCUGCUGUGAGAGUGUUGACAGGAUUGGUGCUAAUGCAGUUGAAGAGAUUAAAUCCAAUCCUUUCUUUGAAGGGGUGGAUUAUGACCAUAUCAGGGAGAGACCAGCUGCCAUUCCAAUCGAGAUUAAAAGCAUCGACGACACCUCAAACUUCGACGAGUUUCCAGAAUCGGACAUCCUCCAGCCAACUUCAUCUGUAGUGACCAACCACAGUGAAGCUGAUUUAAAGAACAAAGACUGGGUCUUCAUUAACUACACAUACAAGCGCUUUGAGGGCCUGACCGCCCGUGGGGCUAUUCCCUCCUAUAUGAAAUCAGGGAAGAGAUAAACACACACCCUUCAUGAAGCUUGUGUUUGUCCUUUUAAAGGAGCCCUUUUCCAUUGCUUCUCAUCGCUGAGGAUCGGUCAACAUCUCCAAACUCCAGUCUGUUUCCUUUUACGGGCCAUGCUGUGAUGCAUUCAUGGUAGUGGACGUUUUCUCCGCUUCCAGCACUUGUCCCUUUUUUUUUUUUUUUUUUUAAAUCAACCCAAGCUUUUUCAGUAGAAGCUGUAAAAGCUGCUUCUAGUCAUUUGUUUUGACUGGGAAUGUAAAAUUCGGGGCCAACAACUUUGAAAUGAAUUUUCCCCCCAUCAAAUAGAGAGUUUUUUUUUUUUUUUUUAAUUCUAAUGAAUAAUUAAUUUAGAAAACUAGAAUGUGGCCAGUCCACUGUUAUGCAGGGGGUUGAUUUGAGUUGGUGUCAUUUACCUUCUGUAAAAAAAAAAAAGAAUUCUGCUCUGCUCAGUUUCAACCUAAACAUCUGUUGUAGAAAUCUUAAAAUAUAUAUAUAUAGGAUUUCAGAAAGAGAAAAAACAAGACUCUCUCUGCAAAGUUUUUAAAGAAUUUAGACGCAUUUGAUUUUUAGUUUUUACAUUUAUAUAUAUAUAUAACUCUCAGUGCUUGCCAUCACAUACUUCACCUAAUGGCAAUGGCAAAAUGCAAGGGGCUUCUUUUUUUUAUGCAAACAGUUUUCAAUGCUUGAAAGCCUAAUAUAAUGUUUGGGAACCUGCCUCCAGGGACAAACAUUGCCUUAAAUUUGGUUACUAGACGAAUGUUCCAGUAAUCCCUUGUUACACCAGCACAAUGUCCCGCUUCCAGACAAAUGUUUUGGGGUUGUCUUUUUUCCUUUGUAUAUUUUUUCUUUGUCUGUUUACUUUCUUUAGAGUAUACCAGCCAGUGAUAAUGACCAAGUGAGGUUUUAUUAGACCAGCUUAUUUCUCGUGAUUCUUUCAACUGCAGCUGUAGCUUCAUCCUGUAAUUUUUCCGUUUGCUGGAUGUUCGCUCUCAACCUAAAUUUGAAUUUCUUUUCCGUAAAAGGGCUCGCUGUUCAUGUUUACCUUGUUCAGUUUGGGAACAAAUCACGAGUUGGAUGAUCGGAGCCGUUCAGUGUGCUGAAUGCGCUUAUUUGAUGAUCUUACUCAGCAGUCUUCCAUGUUGCUCCUGGGCUGAAAAAGCAUGUUAAUAGCUAAAGCAAUAUUUUACCAAAGACUUAUUUUAGAAGCUGAUGCACCCUUGUUAUGCCUUCUGCAAUGCUUGAUUUGUACUGGAGAUUUGUAGAAAAGCACGUCUAAUAGAGUAACGGCAAAAAAAAGUCUAUUUAUCCCAGGACAGUCUACUGUCAUCAUUUUAGUAUGGCUAGGUUGCACUAUUGUACUGAUGUAUAGGAGCGUUUAAGGGAGACAUUGCAUGACUCUUAUAGGUCUCGCUCGGUUAGAUGUCCGCAGGUUCCUUUGUCAGCAUCAAGUGAAAACAGAAUCCCGUUCUCAACGAAGCUGUACUGUUUGCAUCGUUACACUGUCGUAGGCAAGACUAAUCAAAUCAAGAUUUAGCGUUGACUCAGCUGGAUUUUAUGCAGCCUAUUAGAGCUAACCGUAUUUUUCGUCAGAACGCUUAGCACGUCUGCUGAAUUGUGAAUAUCUAUUCGUCCUGUCUAACUGGAGCAGGACACAAUAAAUACGUUUCUUAUUUUGCAAUGCACAAAAUGCUGUCUGUUAAUUCAGUAACUAUCCGCAUGGCCUCACAAAUCCAAAAAUGCUGUUGAUUUCUGAUAAAAAGAAAAAAGCACAAUUGGUGGAUUUUUCUUUUUUUUCACCCCCAAAUGCUGUAGUUUUUAUAUUUCAGGAGUUGUACAAGGGAGCGUUGGAUUUUGUAAAUUCGAGCAUUAUUAUUAUAUCGAUCCUGUAGAUCACACGUUCUGCUUGGAUGCUUUUGCAUGAGUGCUGCUCAAAUGUUGGAUGAUCUCUAAGUGGCACGGAGUACGUGUUUCAUUCAUUUUAAACUCUAUUCUUCUUCUGUUCUUGUGGGUUUGGCCCUCUGUUCCAGUACUGCGCAGUUUAUUACUUUCAAACGAAGCGAUUCUCCUGCAGUCAGAUACUCACCCAAAACAUGCUAAAGUGACUCGUUCUCAAAACAGAACUUGAUCUGCUGUGUAUCGUUUUAGGACUAUUGGGCCUCGUUUAUCAAGCUGGAUACAAACAUGUUUAUUUGUAAUUAACAUUAACAUAUUUUAAUCCAGUUAGUCUGGGAAAAUGUUUAUAUCCAGCGUGCACUACGGGGUCUGGUUGAAUUUACAGAUAAGGAGACUUACUAAUGCAAAUCUUAACCACUGGGCUUCAAAUCAUAUAAUUACAAUAACUUGCAAAUGAAGCAUUUUAUAUAAAAGAAAGAAAGUAAAACGGACCAGCUCGAUAAAUGAAUACACACAAGACUAGCUAUACUAUUGUCUGAAUGUCUGAAUUUUUAGCUUGUUUGGUUUCUGAAACACAAUUUUUGUAAAAGACUGAUAAACGAGGCCCUGGGUUUAGAGCUCGAAUUGCACUGUUUAAAAGAAGAAAUCUUGAAUUUUCGAGAACGUUCUGUUGCACAGAAGUUUGGGCGUGAGUAAAAUGAUGUGCAUUUGAUUUCCUCUUAUAGUUUGUACAGUACACGGAGAAGGAUUUUGAAUGUUUUAAUAACACACUGGUCCAUUUCUAUUUACUUUUUCACACGAUCAUUACAGUAGCUUAGUCUUUCUGACUAAUUUCUGAAUAUUUAUAUACUUACUAGAACCUUCUGGAAUAAAAUCAGUGCGUGUGUUUGUAUGUUUAAAGGGUUUGUAUCGUAAUGGAUUUACGGCGUAUUUAUUCAAACCAGGAACGUGUAUGAGUGUAUCCCUGGAUUUUUGAGAAGAAUGGCGAACAAGAAUGAGCUAGCUGUUCUUUUUUUUUUUUUUUUUUUAAGUAUAAAAGAUAAUAUAAAAACUGCUCCUGGGUUCUGUAAUAUUGCGUUCUACUGUGAGACGAUGAAGUCGGGCCUCUCUGCCUUAAUAUUAAGUUUGUAGAUUGUAGCAUCACCUCAAAGAGCACCUUUUACUGGUUUGUUAUUGAGAGAGCUUGUGGUGAGCACACAAUUUUAAUGCUAUCAUUCAAUAAACCACCAGUUUAUUUA